Molecule: messenger RNA, 5569 nt
Organism: Sceloporus undulatus (fence lizard)
Lineage: Eukaryota; Metazoa; Chordata; Lepidosauria; Squamata; Phrynosomatidae
Product: nuclear receptor corepressor 1-like
Exons: 36
Coding region: 141-5435 (1764 amino acids)
Biological process (GO): negative regulation of transcription by RNA polymerase II
Molecular function (GO): nuclear thyroid hormone receptor binding; transcription corepressor activity
Source: RefSeq, a predicted model, not a curated record
GGCGGCGCGAGCGGAGGAGGCGGAGGUGCGGCGGCUCCCUCUGAGGCCCAGGAGGAGCAGCAGGCAGUUUCCCAGAAGCCCCGUCGCUCCCCAGUCUUGAUCUCGCAGCUCUGUGAAGACCCCUUCCUCCUCUCCCGAAAAUGUCAAGUUCCGGCUACCCUCCCAACCAAGGAGCGUUCAGCACAGAGCAGAGCCGCUACCCGACCCACUCGGUCCAGUACACCUUCUCCAGCGGCCGACAUCAACAGGAGUUUGCCGUUCCCGAUUUCCGCACUUCUCACUUGGAAGUCAGCCAGGCCACCCAGCUUCUCCAGCAGCAGCAGCAACAGCAGCAGCUCCGGCGGCGGCCCUCCCUCUUGUCCGAAUUUCAUCCUGGCUCCGACAGGCCUCAGGAGAGGAGGUCCGGCUAUGAGGCUCAGUUCCACCCGGGUCCGUCGCAAGCCGACCAUGACCCGCUGGACUCCAAGCGGCCGCGCCUCGACCAGCUUUCGGACUCCCAUUACCAGCGAGUCAGCGCCGCCUCUGUUCUGCCGCUGGCCCAUCAGCUGCAGGAGGGAUUGCGAUCCUCGGACAUGAAGAAGGACUCUGCCUUUGGAGGGAAGCAUGAAGGGCCCCCAUCGCCCCUGUCAGGCCAGUCCUGCGGAGAUGACCAGAAUGCUUCUCCGUCCAAGCUGUCCAAGGAAGAGUUGAUUCAGAGCAUGGACCGGGUCGACCGGGAGAUUGCCAAGGUGGAACAGCAGAUCCUCAAGCUGAAGAAGAAGCAACAACAACUCGAAGAAGAAGCCGCUAAACCUCCGGAGCCAGAGCGGCCGGUCUCCCCUCCUCCCGUCGAGCAGAAGCAUCGCAGCAUCGUCCAGAUCAUAUACGACGAGAAUCGGAAGAAAGCAGAAGAAGCUCAUAAGAUCUUCGAAGGCCUCGGGCCCAAAGUGGAACUGCCGCUCUACAACCAGCCCUCAGACACCAAGGUGUACCAUGAAAACAUCAAAACGAACCAAGUCAUGAGGAAAAAGCUGAUUCUGUUUUUCAAGCGGAGGAACCAUGCGCGGAAGCAGCGGGAGCAGAAGAUCUGCCAGCGUUACGACCAGCUGAUGGAAGCCUGGGAGAAGAAAGUGGACCGGAUUGAGAACAACCCGCGCCGCAAGGCCAAGGAGAGCAAGACCCGGGAGUACUACGAGAAGCAGUUCCCCGAGAUCCGGAAGCAGAGGGAACAGCAAGAGCGUUUCCAACGGGAGACCAGCAACAAAAUGUUGCAGCGUGCAGAGCCUCCUGUCCAGGGUUCCAGCAGGGUUGGUCAGAGAGGGGCCGGUCUCUCAGCCACCAUCGCGCGGAGCGAGCACGAAAUCUCGGAGAUCAUCGAUGGCCUGUCGGAACAGGAGAAUAACGAGAAACAAAUGCGCCAGCUGUCCGUCAUUCCUCCGAUGAUGUUCGACGCGGAGCAGAGGCGGGUCAAGUUCAUCAACAUGAAUGGGCUGAUGGAGGACCCCAUGAAGGUCCACAAGGACAGGCAGUUCAUGAACGUCUGGACGGACCACGAGAAGGAGAUCUUUAAAGAAAAGUUUGUCCAGCAUCCAAAGAACUUUGGCCUCAUUGCUUCGUAUUUAGAAAGAAAGAACGUGCCGGACUGUGUCUUGUAUUACUACUUGACCAAGAAAAACGAACACUACAAGGCCCUGGUGCGUAGGAACUACGGCAAACGGCGAGGGAGGAACCAGGUGCGUUGCGUUGAGUGUUACGACCCGAUGGUUUUCUCACGACUGAAAAAGCAACAAAUCACUCGGCCUUCCCAAGAAGAAAAAGUCGAAGAAAAAAUCGAGGAGGAGAAGGCCGAGAGGACUGAGAAAAAGGAGGAAGAAAAGAGAGAUGAAGAGAAAGACGAGAAAGAGGAGUCAAAAGAGAAUAUCAAAGAGAAGGACAAGAUCGAAGCUGUCCCUGAGGAACCUGAGGAACGGGAACAGGUCGCUCCCCGGGGCCGAAAGACCGCCAACAGCCAAGGCCGCCGGAAGGGGCGCAUCACCAGGUCGAUGACGAAUGAAGCGGCGGCUGCUAACGCCGCGGCGGCUGCGGCCACGGAAGAGCCACCCCCUCCGCUGCCUCCGCCACCGGAGCCCUCUUCUGCGGAGCCAGUGGAAACGUCCCGCUGGACUGAAGAAGAAAUGGAAGUUGCAAAGAAAGGUUUGGUGGAACACGGGCGCAACUGGGCCGCCAUUGCCAAGAUGGUGGGGACGAAGAGCGAGGCCCAGUGCAAGAACUUCUACUUCAACUACAAGAGGCGGCACAACCUCGACAGCCUCCUUCAGCAGUACAAGCAAAAGUCCUCCCGAAGGCCCCGCGAGGAGCGCGAAGUGUCCCAGAGCGAAAGCGUGGCGUCGACUGUCUCUGCGCAGGAAGACGAAGACAUUGAAGCGUCCAACGAGGAGGAGAACCCAGAAGACAGUGAAGGUGCUGAAAAUAGUUCAGAUACCGAGAGCGCGCCAUCACCUUCUCCAACCGAAGCUGCCAAGCCUAUGGACGAUGCCCCUACCGAGAGCAGCUCUUCCCGGGUGACCACUGAGGCGGCGGUGGAAGAGGAAUCCGCUGUCAAACCGGCCCCUGACGCGUCCCCUCCCUCGGAGGCCCAGCAUGUCAAGCCGGACGAAAACGGGAGCGCGGAGUUGCAGGUGAAGGAAGAGGCGACCACCGAGGUGGAGGAACCCAUGGAGGUGGAGAACCGGAGCCAGUCGGGCGACACGAAACCCGUCGCCAACCUUCCUGCGAGUACCAAAGUGGAGCCGGUCGACAGCGAAGCGACGGGGCUUCCCGAAGACGUUCACGUGAAGACGGAGAACGACGCCAAAGAGAGGGAUGAGGAAGGGCCGAAGGAGAAGUCUGAGCCCGAGGGGAUGGACUUUGGCCUCCCUCCCCAGGCCAGCGGUGCCCAGCGGUUGGAUCCCAACUCGGACAAUGACUCAAGUGCCACCUGCAGCGCGGACGAAGAGGUGGAUGGGGACCCCGAUAGGCAACGAAUCUUUACAAUGGACUCCAAGCCUUCCUUGUUGAACCCGACUGGGCCUCUGAUGGUGUCACCCACCAUAAAGCAAGGGUCGAUGGAUCUCCAGCAGCUCCAACACCGGGCAGCGGUCAUCCCACCAAUGGUCUCUUCUUCAAUGCCAGGGCUGCCCCAGGGGAUAACCAUGAGCGGCUACACGCUCUUCCAGCAGCACAUCAAAGCCAUGCACAAGUCCACCAUGUUGGAGGAUCAGCAGCGUCAGCGGCAAGAGCAGAUGGAGGUGGAGUGCCGGCGGUCGGCCAGCCCCUGCGGCCCGGCCAAGAGUCCAAACGUCGAAUGGGACGGGAAGCCUGUUGCCUACAUGCCUUAUGCCGAAGUGAAGCGUGCCAUGGAGCAGGAAGCGCAGAUGCAGAACGCGGUGGUGAGGUCCUCUUCGCCAUAUCGCUUAUCCCCAAGGGAGGUCAGCAAAGCCUCGCCCCAGCCGGACAUGAACGCCGCCCGCUACAGCGUCCCACCAGUCCUCCAGCCUGCUCCUCAUCAGGUAAUAACCAAUCUCCCCGAAGGGGUCCGGCCUCCGACGACGCGGCCGACCAGACCUCCUCCGCCGCUCAUCCCCUCCUCCAAAACAGUGGUGCCCUCAGAGAAGCCAUCCUUCAUCAUGGGUGGAUCCAUCUCACAGGGGACACCCGGCACGUACCUAACAUCCCACGGUCAAGCGUCUUAUGGUCAAGAACCCCCCAAGCCCUCCGUCGGCUCCAUCUCCCUCGGACUCCCGAGGCAACAGGACUCGGCCAAGUCAGCUUCCAUGCCCUACAUCAAGCAAGAGGAGUUCUCCCCGCGGAGUCAAAACUCGCAGCCUGAAGGCCUGUUGGUUAGAGCCCAGCAUGAGGGAGUGGUUCGAGGGACGGCAACCACUAUCCAAGAAGGAAGCAUAACCCGAGGGACGCCAGCCAGCAAAGUGUCUGUCGAAACAAUGCCAUCCCUGCGAGGUUCCAUUACCCAGGGGACUCCAGCUUUGUCCCAGUCUGGGAUCGCGGCUGAUGUGCUGCUGAAGGGAACCAUCACACGCCUGGCCACAGAAGACAGCCCAGAGAAAUGCCGGGAGGAGGCCGGAGCAUCGAAAGGCCACGUCAUUUACGAGGGCAAGAGUGGGCACAUCAUAACCUAUGACGCCAUCAAAAAUGUCCGGGAAGGAACCCGAAGUCCACGGACGGCUCACGAAAUGAGUCUGAAGAGGACAUACGAUGCCAUGGAAGGAAACAUCAAGCAGGGGAUGUCCAUGAGGGACUCUCCUGUCUCUGCGCCGUUGGAAGGCUUAAUCUGCCGUGCCCUGCCUCGAGGUAGCUCUCACCCCGACUUAAAAGAGAGGACCGUACUGUCAGGAUCUAUAAUGCAAGGCACCCCGCGAGCGACGGCCGAGAGCUACGAGGAAGGCCUGAAAUACCCAAAGAUCAAGAGGGAGUCUCCCCCUACGCGGAGCUUCGAAGGCGCCAUCACCAAGGGCAAGCCCUACGAAGGGGUCACCACCAUCAAGGAGAUGGGCCGCUCCAUCCAUGAGAUCCCCCGGCAGGAUCUGCUCAGCCAGGAGAGCCGCAAGACCCCCGAAAUUGUCCAGAGCGCCCGGCCGAUCAUCGAGGGCUCCAUCUCCCAGGGCACGCCCAUCAAAUACGAGAACAGCGCUGGCCAGUCGGCCAUUAAACACAACGUCAAGUCGUUGAUCACCGGCCCGAGCAAACUGUCGCGGGGGAUGCCGCCUCUGGAGAUGGUGUCGGAGAACGUGAAGGUGGUGGAGCGAGGGAAGUACGAAGACGCCAAGCCCGGCGAGGUCCGUUCUCGCCACACCUCGGUGGUCAGCUCCGGCACAUCGGUCCUACGGUCGACGCUCCACGAGGCGCCCAAGUCCCAAGUGAGCCCCGGGAUCUAUGAGGACGCCAACGCGAGGAGGACGCCUGUCAACUACCAGAGCAUGUCCAGGAGUUCCCCGAUGAUGAACCGAGUUUCAGAAGGCGGCAUGUCUUCAGGGAAAUCGGCGAACCACGAGCGGAAAUCCACCCUGACCCCGACGCAGCGGGAGAGCGUCCCCUCCAAAUCCCCUGUCCCCGGGGUGGAUCCGGUGGUCACCCACAGCCCCUUCGAUCCCCACCAUCGCGGGGCUACCCCCGACGUCUACAGGAGCCACCUGCCUGCCCACCUGGAUCCGGCCAUGCAGUUCCACAGGGCUCUGGAUCCGGCCACAGCCUACAUGUUCCAGCGUCAGCUGUCACCCACCCCUGGCUAUCCGAGCCAAUACCAGCUCUACGCCAUGGAGAACACGCGGCAGACCAUCCUCAAUGACUACAUCACCUCCCAGCAGAUGCAAGUCAACCUGCGGCCGGACUUGGCCCGGGGGCUCUCCCCCCCGAGAGCAGACCUUGGGCCUUCCCUACGCAGGAGCCAGAGGAAUUAUUGACCUGAACAGCAUGGCCCCCACGAUCCUGGUGCCCCACCCAGGCGGACCGAGCACCCCUCCGAUGGAGAGGAUCACCUACAUCCCCAGCACUCAGCUUGCGUUCCCAACCAGGCCUUACAACCCUCCCUCUAUGU